Messenger RNA from Scedosporium apiospermum, 630 nucleotides. RefSeq lists its product as uncharacterized. Gene Ontology annotation, molecular function: pre-mRNA 3'-splice site binding; metal ion binding. Gene Ontology annotation, cellular component: spliceosomal complex; U2AF complex. Gene Ontology annotation, biological process: mRNA splicing, via spliceosome. The transcript has 3 exons. Lineage: Eukaryota; Fungi; Ascomycota; Sordariomycetes; Microascales; Microascaceae. The record is from RefSeq and is a predicted model, not a curated record. The coding region runs from base 1 to 630 and encodes 209 amino acids.
AUGGCCAAUUUCCUCGCUUCCAUUUUCGGAACCGAGCUCGACAAAGUCAACUGCUCUUUCUACUUUAAAAUCGGCGCAUGCCGCCAUGGCGACCGCUGCUCCAGGAAACACGUCAAGCCCUCCUACAGCCAGACCAUCCUCAUGCCCAACCUCUACCAAAACCCCGCCUACGAUCCCAAGAACCGCAUGAACCCCGCCCAGCUCCAAAACCACUUCGACGCCUUCUACGAGGACGUGUGGUGCGAGUUGUGCAAAUACGGCGAGUUAGAAGAACUCGUAGUCUGCGACAACAAUAAUGACCACCUAAUCGGUAACGUCUACGCCCGGUUCAAAUACGAAGACAGUGCCCAAAAAGCCUGCGACGACCUAAACUCCCGCUGGUACGCCGGCCGCCCCAUCUACUGCGAGCUCUCCCCCGUCACCGACUUCCGCGAAGCCUGCUGCCGUCUUAACUCCGGCGAGGGCUGCGUCCGUGGCGGCUUCUGCAACUUCAUACACCGCAAGAACCCCAGCGACGAGCUCGAUCGCGAACUCGUUCUCAGCACAAAGAAGUGGCUCAAGAUGUCCGGCAAGGACGAGAAGACGCCGUCGAGGUCGCCUACGCCUGAACCUACGAGGAGGAGGUAUUAA